This is a messenger RNA of Colletotrichum truncatum, 432 nucleotides long. RefSeq lists its product as uncharacterized. The record is from RefSeq and is a predicted model, not a curated record. Lineage: Eukaryota; Fungi; Ascomycota; Sordariomycetes; Glomerellales; Glomerellaceae.
AUGCUCAUCAUGAAUGAAAACAACAUCCCUCUGGACGAGGCCAAGCGCAUCGCAUACGCCUACUUCAGCAAGUAUGAAGAGGAGCUCAACCCGCGGUCCGCCGACAACAUGGACUUCAUCGUCGAGGCGGACAACCUGAGAGGCACGCCGUCUAACCCAGGCCUCCACGCCGCGCUCAUGGAACACAGGGCCAAGAGCAUCCAGGGCUUCUCCAAGAUCAUCCUGGGCCUCGAGAAGGCGCUGCUGAACUUCUGCCACGCAGAAUACGAUAGUUACAUGUUUGUCCACAAGGACAAGUUGAUCGAGAACUCUGAAAGGGUCGCGAGCGAGGCGGUGGAGAAGGCCAGGGAGCACAGGGCGGCCAUGAACCAGAUCAUGGACGCCAUCAAGGCUGAGUACCCUGCUGCACAGGGUUCUCGUGGUUCCAUGUAA